ACUUCAUCAAGAAAGAGAACACAUUUAAAGCCAAGCCAAGUAGCUAUACUUCAAGAAACAUUUGUGUCCAACACACUUCCGGACGCUAAUCAUCGAUGUAGACUUGCCCUAGAGCUGGGUGUGAGUGAACGGACUAUUCAGAUCUGGUUCCAAAACCGAAGGGCAAAAGCUCGUAAAUUAGAAUCAGUUGGUACUUUAGUAUCUAAUGUUAGAACAGGUUGGGUUGAUAUACCUUCAAAACAAAUGAACAACAAUACUACCUUUAGGACUUGUAUGACUCCUGAAUACUUUGAAGCUGACACUAUGAUUAAACGCCGACCACGAUCUAGUUCUAAACCAGAAAGAGCAACUUCAUUCUCAUUAUUACCUCAAAGGGCUAUGUCUGAGAGUCAAGUUGGGAAAAAUAAAAUGAUAGAACAAGAAAGUAAGCAAAAGUCACUCAUUUCAUUCACUGUUGAAGGUAUACAUGUCGGUACAUGGACAAGGUUCAGUAGGCGUACUACUACUACUACUACUACUACUACUACAAAUGAAUGGGAUCUCUUUUGCUUCAGUGAUAUUAUCCAGCAACAAUUGAUUUGGCAAAUACAUGACGGCGGCCAUCAAUUCAGAAUUGAGGUUGCCUUUGACAAUAUACAAGAAAUUAAAUUAGGUCAACGACAACUCUAUUUCGAGAUCAAGUCGCCUGCAUUAGUAUCAUUUUCUAUGCUUAGAAAUAAUGUUGAUUCUGAUUGGGUUAGAUGUAAUGACUUUACUGAAAACCAACAAGCAAGUGACUCUCAAUCACAUACCCUUCAAGGUUCUGAUGAGUUACUGCGACAAUCCUUAUUAGAGCUUAUGGCACAAGCCCCAGAAUUGGCUUCAAAAUUAGUGAUUGCACAGCCAAGUUAUCGUGACUUGACAAUCUCGCCUUUAACUACACCUGAA
Molecule: messenger RNA, 927 nt
Organism: Cokeromyces recurvatus
Lineage: Eukaryota; Fungi; Mucoromycota; Mucoromycetes; Mucorales; Mucoraceae
Exons: 2
Biological process (GO): regulation of DNA-templated transcription
Molecular function (GO): DNA binding; DNA-binding transcription factor activity, RNA polymerase II-specific
Source: RefSeq, a predicted model, not a curated record